Stegastes partitus (bicolor damselfish) is the source of this 1504-nucleotide messenger RNA. RefSeq names its product nodal homolog 4-A-like. The record is from RefSeq and is a predicted model, not a curated record. Gene Ontology annotation, molecular function: growth factor activity. The coding region runs from base 1 to 642 and encodes 213 amino acids. Lineage: Eukaryota; Metazoa; Chordata; Actinopteri; Pomacentridae. The transcript has 5 exons.
AUGUCGUUUGCGUUCAUGACGAUGCUCCUGGGCUCCACGCUGGCCGCGGCUUUUGUGUUGCAUCCAGUCGAGGAAGAACCUGCAGCUUCUGCUGAUUCUUCUGUUUCCCAUCACAGGUGCCAGGGAGAGUCACUGCAGUCCAUCAGGAAGAUGCUCCUCGCAGCCCUCAACAUGCAGACUGAGCCACAGCUGCCUGUCGAUGUGCUGGACAGCGUCAGAGAGCAGUGGAGGAGAACCUUCGCCGCCGUUUCACACAGAGCCACACACACCAUCAUUCCAGCAGCCGAUGGCUACUCUGUGUCACCUGACAGUACAAACAGUGCGAGCCUGAAGUGUUGCUCCACAGCCUCCGAGGUCUUCAUGAAAGAUCUGGGCUGGGACCGCUGGGUGAUCCAUCCUCAGAGCCUCACCAUUGUUCAGUGUGCACUCUGCAACUCUGACAUGAACACUGUGCAGUGUCCAUCAUCCCAGUCCAACGUCCAAGAUGCCAACUCACAGGACCAGGUGCCAUGCUGUCAGCCCACCUCCCAGGAGAUGGUGCCCGUCGUCUACAUGGAUGAAUCCAGCACCACCUUCAUUUCCUCCGUGCAGCUGACUCGCAGCUGCGGCUGUGAACUCGGCGGCGUCCAGCAACCAGCGUAGAGUUUGGUUUUUGCAGGCCUGAAUAUGUGAAAUGAGCCGCAUGCAUCAAGAAGUGAUCAAUAUAUGCAGGCCUUUCUUCUCAUACAACCACCUAUGCUGCUUUUGUAGAUCUAUCCUAAAUUCUUACUAUCUUCAGCACUGAUCGUGGGAACCAAAGUCUCCCCAAGAACUCAGUUUUGCAUUCCUGCUACUCUGUUGUAUCAAUACAAAUUUUGUUGAGCUUAUUGUUUAGGUGGUAAAAACUGAUAUGACAGUAAUCACACAUUAUUGCUCUCCAACUACUGGUAAUCUAAUUUCUCUGGGCACCGAGUGCUUGAAAGAACUAAGUGCAGCUGACAGCGGACUUUAAAUAAAUCUCAUGCAUGGGGAGCACUAUUUAUAGCUGCUACUUAGCGUUCUCCUCCAAAAAAUGUGAGACUGACCAGAGCCAAAUCCUCUCACAAGCCAGUUGUCUUUUCUCUUGACAUUUGAAAUAACUUUGUCCUCUUAUGGAAAAGAAUUUGAUUUGUUCUCAGCAGUCAAACUACGGUCAAUGAACUGAGGUUGUAAAUUUUGUAAAGGCUUGCUGUUUGCGGGUGAAAAGGUUUAUGUGGGAAGAGCAAUGAGAGAAACGCCCAGAACCUAAAACCUUAGUAUCAUUUUCUCCUGGAUAUCGCUGCUGUGACUUUCCAUGAACUUCCACUGGUCUCCACUGACUCUGCUCUUUUUUUUUUUUUUUCCUUCUCUGUAUGAGUACAAAACAUUUAUCUUGAUUUACAAACUAUAAUCUGAGUGAUUUUAUGUGCGUUUAUCACAGAAGAGUUCUUGUGUUUUCUUGUAUGUCUCAGAAUCGGUGACAGUUCUCAUUUGUGAAUUUUUAAUU